UCGGCCAGCAGCCCAGGCUACCAGCACAAGAUAAGUGGAUAACCCCAUCGCUUCCACCGGCUUCCACCGGUCUAGCAGCUCUCCUCGUCCAGCCAGAAUCCAGGCAGCCAUGGCGUCGUUAGCCCUCAGGCCCAUCAUGCCAGCAGCCGCCGCGGCCGCUUCCACGACCACAUCUCUCAACCGCGCCCGCCGCGGCAGCUCUACCCUUCUCCGUCGCCGGCAGCCAGUCACGUGCAUGGCCGAGAGCAGCGGCGGCGGCAACAGCACCGUGGAGCUGGCCGCCGGGGCGGCGGGGCUGGCGUCGUGCGCGACGGUGGCGUGGUCCCUCUACACCCUCAAGGCGACGGGCUGCGGCCUGCCCCCGGGCCCCGGCGGCUCGCUGGGCGCGGCGGAGGGCGUCAGCUACCUCGUGGUGGCGGGCCUCGUCGGCUGGUCGCUCACCACCAAGGUGCGCACCGGGUCGGGCCUCCCGGCCGGGCCCUACGGCCUCCUCGGCGCCGCCGAGGGCGUCGCGUACCUCACCGUCGUCGCCAUCGCCGCCGUGUUCGGGCUGCAGUUCUUCCAGCAGGGGUCGCUCCCGGGCCCGUUGCCGUCGGAGCAGUGCUUUGGGUAGGAAUGCAUGGCUGAUGUUGUGAAUCGUGUGAGACUCUAGUGCGUGUUGCUGGUUCAGAUUUGUAACCUGUAAUCGGUUUGACCAAGCAUUCUAAGCAUGUUCUGUGUGCGAUCGUAA
Messenger RNA from Aegilops tauschii subsp. strangulata, 730 nucleotides. RefSeq lists its product as uncharacterized. The record is from RefSeq and is a predicted model, not a curated record. NCBI's taxonomy places the organism in Eukaryota, Viridiplantae, Streptophyta, Magnoliopsida, Poales, Poaceae.